AGAGUUUUGAAAACUUUAAAAUAGAGUAUCUUUUGGAGAUGCUCUUAGACACUUUAUAACUUCAAAUAUGAAGUUUUUUGCUCUCCAAAACGAAAUUUCAAAACUUUAAAUUUGAAGUUUUGAAGAGUGAAACUCUAUAAUUGAAGUUUCACUACUCAAAACUUCAAAUUUGAAGUUUCAUAUUUUUAUUUGCAUUUUGGUCCCUAUAAUCACACAUCACCUUUAUAAUUCAUAAAUAUUUUCUUUUUUACUAUUUUAAUCCUUAAAAAGUUAGAUCUCAUAUAUAUAUUUUAAUUUUUUUUUACAGAUUUUAAAGUUUACACAUAAAAUUAAAUAAAAAUUUUAAAUAAGAUUUAAAAUAUUUUAAACUAGAUUUAGACAACAAUAAUAUACAAAAAAACUUGACAAAAAAUAUUUUUUAAAAUUACAUGAAGACAUAACUAGUACACAAAUUUAAAUAUUACAACAACACUAAUAGUAGUUAAGUUUGAUCCGUAACCUUCAAAAUUUUCAAAUAUUGUCCAAUUUUUUUUGUGUAACUCAAGAUGGUUGUUGUUGUUGUUUUUGAUGUAUUUUUCGGACACUUCUUUAUUGUUCAUAUCAAAUAUAUUCACGAGUAUUAAUAUCAUCAAAAAAGAAUUAGUUUUUUAGCAAUAUUUUAUGUUUUUCUUUUACUUUCUUGUUCCGAUCUUAUGUAUUUACAAAUAUCAAUAUCAUCCGAUUUCAACAAUUUUUAACUCGUAAUCUACAAAGUAAAAAUGAGGAGAGCCAUUUUUACUUCGAAAUGCACUAAUAGAUCAUAUAUGCAUUACGAAAAUCAUUUUAUGGAAUAAUAUGAUAUUUCGUUUGAAGUUAAAUAUUAAUUAAGUUAUUUUUAUUUAAAUUUUAUAUUUUUAUAGAAUAUUUUAUUAAUUAAUAUUGUUGUAAUAUUUUUAUGUAUGUGCUAGUUAUUUAUAAAAGUUUUAUGAAUUCAAAUUAAUUAUGACAAAUAUAAGGACCAUAUUAUAAAAUACAAAUAGUUUUGAAGUUGAAUUUCAAGUUUUGUUUUUGGAGAAAAACACCUAUAAACUUCAUAUAUAGAGUUUUGGAAACUUCAAAAUAUAGUUCUUUUUUGGAGAUGCUCUUAGCAGACGGAUGUUAUAAGUUUUUUUUUUACGUCGUUUGGAUAAAUAUCGUGUACUAGAGAUUUUUUUUUUAAUAAGAGCAUGCUUUUUAGUUGAUUAAUAAAACAAGAAUGUAUCUUAACGCUACUAAGAAAACAAGAUGGUGGGAAACAAGAAAAGAAAAUGUUAUACACAUUAAAAUAGAAAAUUAACGACUACGCAAAAAAUGGGAAACGAAAAGUCUAAGCAAAGGUUUGGUUGAAACAAUAAAAUCCAUCUGAACAAAUGGACUUAGUACAGAGAGUCCGUACAUAACGCUCUUGAAAGUUUCUUAUUCCACACCGUUUCUUAAGUCUCAAAUAAAAUUUCUCUCAAGUGAAUGAAAAUAGUAAAUAUGGUUUUGGGGACUUCACUUUCUCUAACGUAAUGCCCCCUUCAUCAAUUGAUUUUCUCUUUGUAUAUUUAAUUUCAUCGUCGUUCUAAGUAAGACGAAUAGGAAGAGUUUUUAUUCCUCUCCAGGAGAUUUGAAUUUGAUGAGAGAUGGGAAUAAUCAGCACAAUAUUGGGUACGUUUGGUUUCGGAUUCGGGACGACGGUUGGGAUCGUUAUCGGUUACUACUUAUUCAUCUAUCACCAGUCUACUGAUGUUCAGGCAUCUUUCAAUCUUCUUCUCAAAUAUUUUGUUUAAUACAUUUCUCAACAUGACAUUCGACGAUUGUUUUCCCGUUAAAAUGCGACGAAUCUUGCCUAUAUAUAUUUGAUAAUUUUUGCAUUCAUGAAAUUAUAUGAUCACUUUGCUUUAUUUUCUUUAAAAAGUUCUGUGUGAUUAUAUUCGAUUCUUAAAGUUGAAACAAAAUGGGGAAGUUGAAUUGGGGAUUAAUUUUAAAAUUGUUAGAAAAUUUGAAACUGAGCUCUUUUAAUUUCUUACAAUGUUCGUAUUGGUUAACUUAUUUAUAUAUUAUUUGUUCAAUCCAUGAUCAGGAUCCUGAUAUAAAGCCAUUGGUGGAGUUAGAUUCAGAGACUAUAUCAACAAUGUUUCCUGAGAUACCUUUGUGGGUGAAAAAUCCAGAUUUUGAUCGUAUUGAUUGGCUUAACAAGCUCAUUGGCCAUAUGUGGCCUUAUAUGAACAAGGAAUGAAAGUUUAUGCAACUGAUGACAAAGAAAUUAUCAUGGAGUUGUCAGUGAAAUGGGCAGGGAACCCUAAUAUCCUUGUUGCAGUCAAAGCAUUUGGGUUCAAAGCUACUGUCCAGGUAAGUUUUUGUUCGCUGCAUCUCCAAGAAAAGCCUUUUCAUCUUUUGUGACUAUUUGCAUUGCAAGUUUGUAUCAUCAGGUGAUUGAUUUGCAAGUAUUUGCUACUCCAAGGAUUACUCUGAAGCCGUUGGUCCCUUCUUUUCCCUGUUUUGCCAACAUAUUUGUCUCCCUCAUGGAUAAGCCCCAAGUAGACUUUGGACUGAAGUUACUUGGUGCAGACGUAAUGGCCAUUCCUGGCCUAUACCGCUUUGUCCAGGAACUCAUUAAAGAUCAGGUUGCAAACAUGUACCUAUGGCCAAAGACUUUGACUGUACAGAUAAUGGAUCCUUCUAAAGCAAUGAAGAAACAUGUUGGAUUGCUUAAUGUGAAAGUCAUUAAGGCAAUAAAGCUUAAGAAAAAAGAUCUUCUUGAUGGAUCAGACCCUUAUGUGAAAUUAACACUCUCCGGUGACAAAGUUCCUGGUAAGAAGACAGUUGUUAAACACAGCAAUCUAAAUCCUGAGUGGAACGAAGAAUUCGAUUUAGUUGUCAAAGAACCAGAGAGUCAAGAACUUCAGCUCAUUGUUUAUGACUGGGAACAAGUUGGUAAACAUGAUAAGAUAGGAAUGAAUGUGAUUCAACUUAAAGACCUUACUCCAGAGGAGCCAAAGCUCAUGACACUUGAGCUUUUAAAAUCCAUGGAACCAAACGAGCCAGUUAGCGAGAAAUCGCAUGGACAGCUUGUUGUUGAAGUGGAGUAUAAAUCCUUUAAAGAAGAUGACAUCCCAGACAACUUAGAUGAUCCAAAUGCAGUAGAGAAAGCACCAGAAGGCACACCUUCUGGUGGUGGGUUGCUUGUGGUUAUUGUUCAUGAAGCUGAAGAUUUAGAAGGCAAAUAUCACACAAACCCUUCUGUUCGUUUGAUGUUCAAAGGAGAAGAACGUAAAACAAAGCGUGUAAAGAAAAACAGAGAGCCAAGAUGGGAUGAAGAUUUUCAAUUUCCAUUAGAUGAACCUCCCAUAAACGAUAAGCUUCACGUUGAAGUCAUAAGUACUACUUCACGAAUAGGUUUAAAUAUGCAUCCUAAGGAAACUCUUGGAUAUGUGGUGAUAAAUCUUGGUGAUGUUGUGAGUAAUAGGAGAAUCAACGAUAAGUAUAAUCUGAUUGAUUCCAAGAAUGGUCGGAUUCAGAUUGAGCUUCAGUGGAGAACUUCUUCUUGAUACCAAAGGUCUGUGUUUCCUUCUCCGAGGGCUGGCUGAUGACAGAACACUUUUUUGGUUUCGAGUUCCUUGCUCUGUACGUAACAUCUCUAGAUAAACUAUGAAUUAAUUUUAAGCGUAAUGGACCUCAUGGAAAUUGCUGGGGACAACUUUAUUUUUUGAUAUUUAAUUAACAGACCCAAUAAGAAUUCUCUGAUUUAGCUUGCAGCUUCUUGGAAAAUGGAGACACCAACUAUGUUUAGGGCAUCUUCGACCCAUAACACUAUUUUAAUGUCAAAAUUACACUAUUUUAAUGUAAUUCUUGUACCAAUUUUUUUUAUUUCUCUAA
Molecule: messenger RNA, 3879 nt
Organism: Brassica rapa (field mustard)
Lineage: Eukaryota; Viridiplantae; Streptophyta; Magnoliopsida; Brassicales; Brassicaceae
Product: synaptotagmin-2
Cellular component (GO): endoplasmic reticulum
Molecular function (GO): lipid binding
Source: RefSeq, a predicted model, not a curated record